Molecule: messenger RNA, 804 nt
Organism: Nilaparvata lugens (brown planthopper)
Lineage: Eukaryota; Metazoa; Arthropoda; Insecta; Hemiptera; Delphacidae
Exons: 2
Coding region: 23-559 (178 amino acids)
Source: RefSeq, a predicted model, not a curated record
UAAGAAAUCAGCACCAAUAAUAAUGUGUGGUCCAUUUGCAGGCAAUACCAGGAAGGAGUACGGGAAACACUUUCCUUCGACUUGGAUCUCCAGGAGGCAUUGUUUAGAUAUUCGGAGGCGACGUCCUGGCGUGACACCUGAUAGGAGGGUGUUCCAAUCUAUUGCGGGAGCGGGUGUAUGGCUAACGGUUAUCCGCUGGUUCUUCAUCCGAGCGACGGUGCGAGAAAUGGGAGUUCCUGUUUCUGGGGCGUCGUCGUCCGUAUGCUCUCCCAAUGUUUCGUCCUCCGGCUCCUGGGCUGCCGACGGAUCUUCCACUAGAAUGCAGCUCUCCUCCACCUGCGUCGAUGACAAGUCAUCCAGUAUAUGUGGAUGGAAAUCGGCGGAUGCGGUGGCAGAUGCGGAUGGCGGUGAGCGAUCGGGUGAGAUGUCCUCGGGGUCCGAUAGACUUGGAUUGACCGGGUCGUUUCCUGCCAUGGUUUGCGAAAAAAUAACGCGGCGAAAAGGUGUAGUGAAUAAAAAACGUGAAAGUGCUGAUGUGAUAUACAAAAUAAUUGAAUAAAAGAUCCAAGUGAAAUUGUUGUAGCUUCACAGUGAAUGAAAUACAGAAAAAGUGAUUUAGCAAUGUUUUCAGUGAUGAAGUGAAUCAAAUUAGCAAUAUCGUUAACAUAAAACGAUAAUAACAUAAAGGAUACACAAUGGAUAAUUAUGCGGUAACGCAGGUACGCCUCUUAUAAUUUAUUUUUAUUACUAUUAUAAAUAUUUUACUCUUAUAAGUUCUUGCCGCAAUUCCAUAUAAGGCUAGUA